UUGAUAUAACCACAAGUUAUAACCUAUAGCAACGCAACAGCAAAUCUGCACAAGAUGAUAAAUUUCACUAAAUUAUAUUAAUGUAAUAAGGAUAAUAAUGGCUAGACAAAUCACGACGGUGCUGAUAGACCUUAGCGGAACGUUACAUAUCGAUAACACGGCUAUUCCAGGUGCCGUACAAGCGUUAAGCAGACUACGAAAUGCAAACCUAUCGAUUAAAUUUGUCACCAACACCACCAAGGAGUCGAGUACGUAUUUGUACGAGCGUCUGACGAAACUUGGAUUUGACUUGCGAAAAGAGGAAAUCUUUAGUUCUCUUGCGGCGGCGAGGAGAUUAAUUAUCUCUCGGCGAUUGAAGCCCUUGCUGUUAAUUGAUCCGGCAGCGAUGGAGGAUUUCCAAGAUUUAGCAACAGAUGAUACGCCUGAUGCAGUGGUGAUUGGCUUAGCACCGAGCAAAUUCAAUUAUGACGAGCUGAACAAAGCAUUCAGAUUGCUUUUGAAUGGUGCUUCCCUCAUAGCCAUUCACGAAGGACGAUAUUACAAGCGCCCCGAUGGCCUAGCUCUAGGUCCUGGGGCGUUUAUCAAAGGAUUAGAGUAUUCUAGCAAUGUAAAAGCAGAAGUUGUUGGUAAACCGACCAUAGGAUUUUUCAAGGCAGCUUUAGGGGAAACAGAUCCAGCACAGGCUAUAAUGAUUGGAGAUGAUGUAAGAGACGACGUAGCUGGUGCGCAAGCAGCUGGGAUUAAAGGUAUUCUGGUACAAACUGGCAAAUACAGAGCAGGGGAUGAGAAUACGAUUACUCCGGGACCAGCGAAAGUAUACGCUUCUUUUGUAGAAGCUGCCGAAAGUAUUCUCAGUGAACGUAUAUAAAGAUUUGUGGUUUAAC
Molecule: messenger RNA, 884 nt
Organism: Temnothorax curvispinosus
Lineage: Eukaryota; Metazoa; Arthropoda; Insecta; Hymenoptera; Formicidae
Product: haloacid dehalogenase-like hydrolase domain-containing protein 2
Exons: 4
Coding region: 98-868 (256 amino acids)
Biological process (GO): dephosphorylation
Molecular function (GO): phosphatase activity
Source: RefSeq, a predicted model, not a curated record